UGUGAAACGAUGUCGACGUCGUGCUAUUGUUCGGGCCUGUCAGGCUCCUUGCUCACUCACACUCACACAUCGCGUCAGCCCGUUCUUUACGUUUUCAUAUUCCAUCUUAUGCAUAGGUCGACAUGCCUUCGAUAUUACCCGUCGCCUUAAGUGUUAUUGUUGUAGCCACAACUCCACUACUUGGCGUUGCAUUUUAUUAUGUCUGCAUCGUGCCUCGAUUCAAUCCUUUGCGGAAACUGGCUGGACCGCCAGUACGUUGGUUGUUUGACAACCACAUGUCCUUCUUGCUAAAUCCUUAUCGUUCACCGAAAGCCCAUUCGACGUUUGUUCAGAAAUAUGGGCGACAUGUACGCAUUAGGGGGUUAGGUCCGUGGGAUGACAGACUCCUACCCCUCGACCCCGUUUCUGUCGCACAUGUACUUAAGAAUAGUACGAUCUACGAAAAACCGUGGCAGUCUCGUCGAUUUAUCACGAGCCUCAUUGGCUGCGGCAUGCUAGCAGCUGAAGGAGUCGUUCACAAGCGUCACCGCCGCGUCGCCACCCCAGCCUUUUCGAUUCAGAAUCUGAGGUCAAUUGUCCCUGUCGUUUUCACCAAAGGCAACGAGCUGCGGGAGAAAUGGUGUGAGAUACUCGAUAGCUCUGGGAAUACUGGCGAAGGAGUAAGAAUUGACGUCUGCCAUUGGAUAAGUCGGGCGACUUUCGAUGUCAUUGGUCUAGCAGGCUUUGAAUACCAUUUCAACGCCAUCCAGAACGAAUCUGAUGAGCUUUUCCACGCAUAUAAAGAAAUGUUUGAGAUAGCGGUCUCCCAAUCCGACGGAUUACGGACCGUGAUCGGCAUAUACAUUCCUCUAAUCAAUGAAUUCUUCCCAGAUGAACGGGUCAAGACGGUCAAAAGAUGCCAAGAAGUAAUUGAACGUGUCGCUGGUAAACUCAUCCAGCAGAAGAAAUCUAGGAUUGUGGAAGGCGAAGAAACCGGCCUAGGGUAUGCCGGCAAAGACUUACUCACCCUUCUCAUCAAAUCGAACCUAGCCACAGACCUGCCGCCCGACCAGCGCAUCUCAGACGAGGAUAUCCUUCACAACAUUAAUACAUUCAUGUUUGCUGGUUCUGAUACCACGUCUCUUGCCCUGACCUGGACUUUAUAUCUGUUAGCAAAGCACCCUGGAGUCCAACGUCGCUUGCAGGCGGAACUGCUCGAGGCUGCACCUUCCCCACCGGUCUCGCGUCUAACAAGCGAUGAGAUUGAGUCAUUAUACAUUGUCCUGUCGGACCUCCCCUAUCUCAACGAUGUUGUGCGGGAAUCUUUGCGACUGAUUCCACCUGUCCAUUCAUCGCUACGGGUAGCUACACGAGACGACGAGAUACCCAUAUCAUGUCCUAUUCGUCUUCGAGAUGAAUCCAUAUCCGACCAAAAGUCUAUCCGGAUAGCCAAGGGGAGCCUCGUCCACGUCCCUAUAGAAGCAUUCAAUCUAGAUAAAGAGAUAUGGGGCAAAGAUGCAUGGGAUUUCAAUCCGGACCGCUGGGGCACUCUCCCCGAAGCCGUUUCCGCGCUUCCAGGUAUUUUUUCAAACUUAUUGACGUUCUCAGCUGGCCCUCGGUCUUGCAUUGGCAUGCGGUUCUCAAUGAUUGAAAUGAAGACAUUCCUCUAUCUCCUGUUGACCAAUUUUGUAUUUUCUGCUACGGACGAAGAGAUCUUCAAGGCUAAUGUCGUGUUGACUCGUCCGUACAUUACUGGUCAGUUCAAGGCAGGAAGUCAAUGUCCCUUGUUGGUAAAAAGGUAUACACGGCAGAAUGAUUGAAUUUGUACGUGGCUUUCGCCGCGAUAACGAAGUGGCUGCACGAUGAGCCGCGUGUAAUGAUAAUACUGGUCCCCAGCCUUGAUAGCAUUCUCGUCCUGCUGAUUACUUAAUCGUAGUGUAAUGAAAAGUGGAAACAUGUUUAAAAAUGAAACAUCCAAAGUCAUGAUAUACGGAUUCGUG
Molecule: messenger RNA, 1979 nt
Organism: Pisolithus orientalis
Lineage: Eukaryota; Fungi; Basidiomycota; Agaricomycetes; Boletales; Pisolithaceae
Product: cytochrome P450
Exons: 9
Coding region: 123-1799 (558 amino acids)
Molecular function (GO): monooxygenase activity; iron ion binding; oxidoreductase activity, acting on paired donors, with incorporation or reduction of molecular oxygen
Source: RefSeq, a predicted model, not a curated record